AUGGAUGACAUCAGUGCUUUACUGAGUAAUUCUGGUGAACAGACGGCAGAGCGGGCCAUUGCAAAAGCUAAAGAAAUAGUUAAUGGAUUAGUGCUGAAUAUUGCUGUGACCGGGGAGACUGGUGUAGGGAAGUCUUCCUUUUUGAAUGCCAUCAGAGGUGUUCAAAGAGGGGAUGAAGGCUGGGCCCCCACUGGGGUGACAGAAACAACAAAGGAGCCCAUGAUGUACCCCCAUCCAACGAUGCCCAACGUGAGGAUCUGGGAUUUGCCAGGAAUAGGGAGUCCACGUUUCAAAGCAAAGACCUACUUGAAAGGUGUGAAAUUUGAAGCUUACGACCUAUUUAUCAUUGUGAGUGCAUCCAGAUUUAAGGAGAAUGAUAUCAUGCUCGCAAAAGAAAUCAAAAAUAGGAGAAAAAACUUUUACUUUGUACGCUCCAAGAUGGACCUAGACAUAAGCAAUGAAAUAGAGAGUGAAGGGAAGACAGAGGAAGAGACACUCUGCAGCAUACGAGAGUACUGCUUGGCCAAUCUCUGUGACUUUGGACCUCUCCCGGUCUUCCUCAUCUCAUCCAGGCAGCGGGAGAAGUUUGACUUCCAGAAACUGAUAGAGACUCUGGAAAGAGAUCUCCCCAGAGAAAAGAGGGGCUUGCUACUGCAUAGUUUACCCGUGUAUUCAAUACAGCGCCUUGAUGAGAAGUACAGCGCAUUCAAGAAAACCAUCUGGGCACUGGCUGUUGCGUCUGGGGGCAUAGGUGCAGCCCCUGUGCCAGGCCUCUUAUUUGCCCGUGACACUGCCAUGAUUCUGUCCUUUCUCACCAAGGUCUACCACUCAUUCGGCCUACACGACAAAGCCCUGGAAAAGUUGUCAGUACAAGUGAACAAACCCAUAUUGGAAGAAGUGAAAAAGUCUAAACUUAUUCAGGAUAUUAGCAAGUCUAAGGUCAGUUUGAGCAUGCUGACAAAACUGGGGACCAUUGGUGCUGUUGAGAUUCUUUCCUGUGUAGUACCAGUUGCAGGCAACAUUGCAGCAGCUGCAGUGUCCUUUGUUACCACAAGGGCUGUGCUGCAAGAGGGUCUGGAUGAACUGUAUGGUGUUGCCAAAAAGGUGCUCGAAAUGGCAGAACUGCAGUAA
Engraulis encrasicolus (European anchovy) is the source of this 1131-nucleotide messenger RNA. RefSeq names its product interferon-inducible GTPase 5-like. Gene Ontology annotation, molecular function: GTP binding. The coding region runs from base 1 to 1131 and encodes 376 amino acids. The record is from RefSeq and is a predicted model, not a curated record. Gene Ontology annotation, cellular component: membrane. The transcript has a single exon. NCBI's taxonomy places the organism in Eukaryota, Metazoa, Chordata, Actinopteri, Clupeiformes, Engraulidae.